Messenger RNA from Adineta steineri, 1983 nucleotides. Lineage: Eukaryota; Metazoa; Rotifera; Eurotatoria; Adinetida; Adinetidae. The record is from the annotation of a GenBank genome assembly.
AUGGCUAGUGUUCCUCCUCUAACUUAUGAUCAAGCAUCGAGCCAUUUUCCACCAAAAACUACAUUAUCAAUGAUAUUUGAAGAUCUAAUGGUCGAUCAGUGGAAUUUUGUACAUUCAUACGAGCUAUAUUGGGAAGCAUGUGCACCAACCUCUUGUAGUUAUACUGUUACAGCAAAUAAAAAUAAUUUCGUUGGGAUAAUACUUAUAAUGAUAUCUAUGAUUGGUGGUCUUUCAGCGGCACUACGACUAAUUACGCCUAUACUUAUCAACUUUUUCUAUGGUUUAUUUGCACCAAAGACCAGAAGACAACAACAACAACAACAACAACAAGUUCGUCCGAAACUGUUCAAUCGAAUAAAAGGAGUAUUAUCAAAAAUACGUACACUUAUCUAUACUAAAUUGAUCGAUCUGAAUAUAUUUCCUUUAUGGAGUUUUGGAAGUGAUACCAAUCGAAUGAUAGCAAAACGUCUUGGUCAAAUGGCAACACGUCUUUACAUUCUUCUACUCAUGAUUAGUUUUACUAUCGUUGCUUUGUAUACUAUCAUUCAACCUCAACUUAUAACGAAGACAUUUAGCAAUCCAUCCUUCAAUCUCUACAAUAAUCUUGUGCAAAAGCAUAAAACUACACUUCAAUGUCAAUGUUCAUCAAUUUCAUCAACAUAUAAUCAUUAUGUGGAAAUUACACCCGUAUUUCAUCAAGUCUGUUCAAGUACAUUUGUUUCGGAUGAAUGGCGUGAGAAUCUUUUAGCUGGUCUUGUUCCCGAUUUAUCUAUCUAUAAUGCAACAGAUUAUCGUCGUUUCCUUCUAGCUCAUUUACAAUUUCUUAAUGGUUUAUGUCAAAUUUCUAUUCAAACAAUAAACAAUUCUGUUGAUCAAUUUCUUUCUUCUACGUUGAGCAAUACUCAACUUAUAUCAGAAGCAUUGUUCCGUCUCCAAAUCGAUUCGUUGAUCGAACAGAGUAAAUUGGAUUCCCCCACUAUAUUCAAUCGUAUUCUAUUCUUACUUCGUACCAUAAACCAUGGAAAUGCGAUUGUAUCAGUUUAUGGAACCAAUUUUGAAUACAUAGUUCCUUUAAUUGAUCCAUACGAGAGCUAUGCAGUUCUUCAAGCCGUGAUUUAUGACAAUCAAUGUUCUUGUGGAUUAAAUGCAACCUGUACAACUCAAGCAAACUUUAUAUCUAGUAAUUCAUUUGAAAUCAUUCCAGUUAAAGGCUUAAAAAUGGGCUGUACACCAAGUGAAUCGCUUCUUGCUUCAACUCUUGAAUGUUUUUAUGACUCUUCAUGUAUUAAACUUAUUCAAGAACAGACAAACUAUAAUAAUUCGAUUAAUACUACUAUUCCUCUUUCUCAAAAUAGUAGUCAUUUCUUAAUUAAUACAACCGUUAGAGAUCUUGUUAAUGUUCUUUUCGUCGAAGAUUGGUCUACAAAAAUCAAUUACACAUCGUACUUUGAACAAUGUUCACCUUCGGUGUGUUCAUAUACUUAUAUCCAACAGUUUAACUUACUUUACACAAUAACCUUUCUAAUUAGUAUUUAUGGUGGUCUUACAAUUGCUCUCAAGUGGAUCUGUCCCUGGAUAGUUCGUCUUGUAGCUAACAUAAAUCAGUAUCGAAAGAAGAAAUCCAACACAGUUCAACCUAUAAAUACUAUCAACACAAUAUCUUGCCAUGAAAACGUUCAAAGUAUGACUAUAAAUUCAGAAUUAGUAUCGACAAGUACAACAACUGAAACUCGACGGCUUUCAUCGUUACUGCGCAACUACAACUGUGUCUUUUGGUUUAUAAUACUCAUGAUUAUGGUAGUGAUCGCUAUUAUUGUUUCCACUGUUUAUCUUAUUCGACAAGGAAACAACCAAGUUGUAUCAACAGGAUCAUCAAUGAACGAAACAAACAUUCCACAUAUGAUUGUAACAACCACUAGUGGCAAAAGCACGACGAGUUCAGUAACAACAUUACCUACUUCAACAGGUCUGUAUAAUUAUUGA